Molecule: messenger RNA, 753 nt
Organism: Lathyrus oleraceus (garden pea)
Lineage: Eukaryota; Viridiplantae; Streptophyta; Magnoliopsida; Fabales; Fabaceae
Product: secreted RxLR effector protein 161-like
Exons: 1
Coding region: 28-750 (240 amino acids)
Source: RefSeq, a predicted model, not a curated record
ACUGAAUGCAACUCUGCAAAAACUCCCAUGCACCCAACUUGCAUUCUUGAAAAGGAAGAGGUAAGCAACAAGGUUUGUCAGAAGCUCUAUCGAGGUAUGAUAGGCUCUCUUCUCUAUCUGACUGCUACUCGUCCUGAUAUUCUCUUUAGUGUCUGUCUUUGUGCCAGAUUCCAAUCAGAUCCUAGAGAAUCUCAUUUAACAGCAGUUAAGAGAAUUCUUAAGUAUCUGAAAGGAACUCCUAACCUGGGCCUGAUGUAUGAGAAAACAUCAGAGUAUAGACUCUCGGGUUAUUGUGAUGCAGAUUAUGCAGGAGAUAGAAUAGAACGAAAAAGCACUUCUGGAAAUUGCCAGCUUCUGGGAAACAAUCUGAUAUCCUGGGCUAGCAAAAGACAAUCAACAAUUGCUCUAUCAACUGCAGAAGCAGAAUAUAUCUCAGCGUCACUGUGCACAACUCAGAUACUCUGGAUGAAGCAUCAGUUAGAAGAUCUGCAAAUCUUUGAGAGUAACAUUCCUAUCUUUUGUGAUAAUACUGCUGCUAUUUGUUUAAGUAAGAAUCCCAUUCUACAUUCCAGAGCCAAACACAUUGAAAUAAAACAUCAUUUUAUCAGAGACUAUGUUCAGAAAGGGAUAGUAACAUUGAAGUUCAUUGAUACUGAACAUCAAUGGGCAGAUAUCUUUACUAAGCCUCUAGCUGAAGAUAGAUUUCUUUUUAUCUUAGAACAUCUGAACAUUAAAAAUUGCCCUGAAUAAAGU